Molecule: messenger RNA, 921 nt
Organism: Adineta steineri
Lineage: Eukaryota; Metazoa; Rotifera; Eurotatoria; Adinetida; Adinetidae
Source: the annotation of a GenBank genome assembly
AUGAUUGAAACUCAAAAAUCUUCAACUGGAUUACAACAAGUAACAUCAACUGAUAUUUCAACCCAUUGUUCAAAAUGUGGUGAAAAAAUUUUAAAUGUUAUGACAGCUGAUGAAAAUAAAGUUUAUCAUCCACAUUGUUUUAAUUGUUCUGAUUGUGGCAAAACAUUAGCCGGUGGAUUUUUCUAUAAAUCAAAAAAUAUCAAAUCAAAUGAAUUAACAUCAACUACAAGAAAUAGUGUUUCGGAAUCAAUACGUUUUUGUGAAACAUGUUAUAAAAAAAUUGCACCAAAAUGUGCACGAUGUCAUAAUAUUAUUGAAGCAUCAUCGAUUGUAUGGGAAGAUAAAAAAUUUCAUGAAUCAUGUUUUACUUGUUGUGGUGUAGAUAAAGAUGAUAUUCAAUGUCGAAAGCCGAUGAAAGAUGAAUCGGUUUAUCCAUUAAAUGAUAAAUGGUAUUGCAAAAAUUGUUUUGAUAAAUUAGAUACUGGUAUUAGUGCCGCUUCUAGAGAUAUACUUACUCAAAAAUGUUUUAAAUGUUAUAAAGAAUUUUCUCCUGGAUCUUUAGUUAGUGAAUAUAAAGGAGAUUAUUAUCAUCCAACUUGUUUUGUAUGUUCUCAAUGCAAUACAUCAAUUGCUAAUAAAUCAUUUUAUCAUCAAGCUAAAUCAGAUGAUCGACCAUCGGAAAUGAAAUUCCUAUGUGAAAAUUGUCAUAUUAAAAAUGCACAAGAAUGUGCAGAAUGUAAAAAUAAAAUAAUUAGUGGUGAAGCAAUCGGUUUCGAAGGUAAACAAUAUCAUCGAUCAUGUUUUACUUGUCAAAAUUGUAAAAAUGAAAUUGGUACAUCUCAUUUCUUCAAAACUAAAGAUGACAAAUAUAUUUGUCAGCAUUGUUCACUUCAACAACAACAAGAUACUCAUUCAAAAUAA